Messenger RNA from Coturnix japonica (Japanese quail), 2493 nucleotides. It is a transcript of the gene ANKDD1A, whose product is annotated as ankyrin repeat and death domain containing 1A. Gene Ontology annotation, biological process: signal transduction. Lineage: Eukaryota; Metazoa; Chordata; Aves; Galliformes; Phasianidae. Gene Ontology annotation, molecular function: protein binding. The record is from RefSeq and is a predicted model, not a curated record.
GAAACGGCGGCGAUAUUCUAUAGAUCUUAUUUAAAAACAGCAGCUAAAAGAGGCGUUCUGCGGCGGUGCGGCCCGCCCAUGAGGUUGUGCCCGCCCUCCCGUGAGGAGGUGACAUGGGGGACGAGCUGGAGGCCGAGGACGACACGCUGCUUCAUUCAGAGAAGGAGUUCCACGAUGCAGCGAAGCGUAACGACACGGCCAGGAUGGAGGAGCUCAUCAAGAGAGGGGUCAAUAUCAAAGCCAAAAACAAUACAGACCGAACUGCCUUGCACUGGGCUGCAGGAGCUGGGAGUGUGGAUGCUGUGCGACUGCUCCUGGACCAUGAUGUGCCACUGGAUGAUGAAGACAGUUUUGGAAUGAAUGCACUUCUCCUGUCUGCUUGGUUUGGCCACCUCCAUGUCCUGCAUGUCCUCGUCAAUGCUGGGGCGAAGAUAAACUGCGUUAAUAAGAAUGGCAGAAACCUGCUUCAUUGUGCAGCGCAGAGGGGACACAUCCGGGUGAUGGAAUUCAUCAUGGAAAACCUGGAAGAUGUGUGUGUGGAUCAGACGGACAAGAUGGACAGGACAGCAUUUCACCUGGCUGCAGAGCACGGCCAGCUGGAGGUGGUGGAGUUCCUAAUCCGGCAGGGUUGCUCUCACAGUGCUAAAGACAAGGAAAAGGAUACAGCAUUGCAUUUAGCUGCUAAAAAUGGACAUCUUUCUGUGCUGCAGAAGAUUGUAGACGUUGGAGUGGACCUUGAUGAAAGGAACUUAGAAGGACUUACAUGUUUACACCUGGCUGCAGAGGGAGGUCAUAGUGACUGUGUGAAGCUGCUCUUGGAAGCAGGUGCUGAUGUUAAUGCCCAGACUCAGAAAAUGAACUGUCUUCAUUAUGCAGCGCUGCAUGGCUAUGAGGAGAUAGCCAGGAUCCUUGUGGAUGCAGGAAUCCACGUAGACGCUGUUAAUCAUCAAAAUGCAUCAGCGACACACAUUGCGGUGCUGCAGAACUACCCAGCACUGGUGAAGCUCCUCAUUGAUGCGGAGUGUGACCUUGACAUUCCAGAUAAUAGGCAGCAGACUUCGCUUCACAUCGCUGCAGAGCAUGGCAGACAGGACAUCGCUGAGAUGAUUCUCAUUGCUGGAGUGAAUCUGAAACUAAUGGACAAGCAAGGAAAAACAUCUCUGGAUGUUGCUGCCCGAGGCAAUCACAUCAACUUGGCAGACAUGAUUAUCAAGGCUGAUCGGUUUUACAAAUGGGAAAAGGACAACCUGAACAGUGACUCCAACUCCUGGGUGACAAGGCACUUGACCUUUAAGCAAGAUCACAGGGUGGAAACACAGCACAUUCGCUCAGUAAUGUGGAGGUUAGCUACUAAAUACCUCAAACCUGGUGAAUGGAAGAAGCUGGCACAUUACUGGAAAUUCACUGAUGCACACAUUAGAGCCAUUGAGCAACAAUGGACAGGUACUGCAAGCUACAGGGAGCACGGCCACAGGAUGUUGCUCAUCUGGCUACACGGUGUGAUCAUGGCAGGAGAAAAUCCAGUCAAGGGAUUGUAUGAAGGUCUUGUGGGCAUUGGAAGAAGAGAUUUAGCAGAAAGCAUUCGGAAAAAAGCAAACGCAGACCCUGCUUCUCCAAGGAAAUGCACAGCAAUGUGACACCCAAAGGGAGAAGAAUCACUUGCUAUGCUACUUAUCAGAAAGCAGCUAUAACUUCAGGGCUUGUCAUGCUGCUACCUUCUUUGUCUGGAACUACAAGGAUAUCAGCAAAUAGUAGCAGUCUAAAUGCCUGCUUUAUAAAGAGGUGGGAUUUUAUUGGCUAUUCCCUAUGUUCCAAAUAACGUAAUAAGAUGUAAGUCACAGUAUGGUAAGUGAUGCUAUCAGGAAAUACUGCAGUAUUUUACUGUAACUUGCUUGCAUCACAAUUUUGUAUGUAAGUUUUUAGUUGUCAGUUUUAUAAAUUGGGCAGAAUGCCUUUAAUUUGAGAAACAUUCUUUACAUACCUGUUUUGUGUUUGAUUCUGGUCUAAUGCUUGUGUCUUAGAUUUUUUCUCAACUUCCCUCUUAGCAUGGGAGUUUGUUCAGAAAAGUUGAGGUGACUACAUGGUCUGUGGUCUUUAAGGAGAAGACCAUCGAGAUUGAUCGGUGUAACACAUAUAAUUCAGGUGGGUCACUUCUUUAAUCUCUGGGUUGUCACUUGAAAAGCUUAGAUGGACAUGGAGUUAUCUGUGAUCUAAGAGACAAAGAGUGAAGUUGUUAAGGUGACCUGAGGGCUGAUAUGUUCAUGCACAGCAUUGCUGCAUGGAUUUUACUGUUUUAACUCCAAGAUGUUAGCAUUGAUUAUUUUACACAGUCUCUCCUAAGGACAGUUUUCAUAAACACAGAUUUGACCCAUCAGCUUUUGUAUUUUUAGAGUGUUUCAAGUAGAAAAAAUGGCUGUAUUGCAAUGAAUCAGAAUGUUACUGUUAAAUUUGCACACUUUGUCCUAGUCAGCCUUUUCUUAAAAAACAAACAAA